UUAAUAUAUUUAAUAAAUGUUCAUGGGAAAUUUGCUUCUGAUUUUCUUUAAUGGCACAAUAACGUUUCCUUGAUAAUUUGGUGGGAAUUAUAUCAUGGCUACUGAGAGGACCUACAAUGGCAGCUGCACUGUGUUGCUGUGCCCUGUGAUUUACUGUGACAUAUUUGCAUUGCAGAUGGUGGUUGGCUUUGGUGCGAUUGCUAGACUUGCUCUGACACUGCAGACUUAGUGAAUCUCAUUGACUACACUGGUUAUGCGAUACUCAUUAUGACAUCAUAGUUGCAGAAGAUGAUUGGCUCCUCCCUUCCGCAAGAUGCAUUGUGACCUCACAAAGCUGUAAAAGGUAUCCAGAAGCUCUGACACUCAGACCAUCAUUCUGUUACCUGCAGAGGAUAAAGCAACAACCUCUGUGUUUAACAGACUUUUUUUGAAAAACUACUAAAAUGAAAAUGACAAGUUUUAUCAUCUUUUUAAUUCUAAGUAAUUUGACAUCGUUGUUAUUGCUGAACUUCUUCCCAUUUUUUCAAACACGGAUGUUUCGAGGGAAAUACAAGAACAAGUCAGUUGGUAAUGAUUCCAAUCUGCUGUUUGGCAAAUAUUCUGGAGGAACACAAAGUCAGUUGGAAGAAACAUCUUUUAUUGAAGCUGCAGACCCAGUGAAUCAGCUCAGGAUAUAUGUUGAAAGACGGACCCGAGAUGCCUCCAAGUAUGAAGGACUGCCUAUAAAUCCACAGCCGUCAGUAGAGGAACCACAUAAAGAAAAGACUUAUGACGAAAAGGAGAUUGACUUAAUCACUAUGCGCAAGUGGCUGGAUAGCGGCAUUAUCACACUAUGGUACGAGCCUCAGAUAACAUUAGAGCUUGAAAAGGAAUACAAUCAAAUGGAGGCCGACCUGGGAAUGUUAAAGAAGUACAAAAGCCGAGAAGAGUACCUUGAGAAAUGUCCCAUGCGCUACAUGAAAUCUCCCAACCUGUUUGAAAUCUACGCUAGAGAAACGUUGAACCCAAUUAAAGAAUUUCAGCUCUACAUGGAAAAAGUCAAAAACAGCAGUACGUCUUUAAGAAACGGAGCAGAAUCAAUCGCUUAUUUAAUUAUGGCUGUCCUUUUACAAGUGCUAUUUUAUCAUUAGCCAUAUUUUGUUUUUUUAAAUCUGCUUCCACUCUCUGUCCCAUGGGAAUAUCCUGUAAUACUCUUAUUUAUCUCUAUUUUCUAUCAAAAUAAAAGUG
This is a messenger RNA of Xenopus laevis (African clawed frog), 1227 nucleotides long. RefSeq lists its product as uncharacterized. Bases 444 to 1130 code for a protein of 228 amino acids. NCBI's taxonomy places the organism in Eukaryota, Metazoa, Chordata, Amphibia, Anura, Pipidae. The transcript has 2 exons. The record is from RefSeq and is a predicted model, not a curated record.